This is a messenger RNA of Cryptosporidium muris RN66, 714 nucleotides long. RefSeq names its product 14-3-3 family protein. The record is from RefSeq and is a predicted model, not a curated record. The transcript has a single exon. NCBI's taxonomy places the organism in Eukaryota, Apicomplexa, Conoidasida, Eucoccidiorida, Cryptosporidiidae. Bases 1 to 714 code for a protein of 237 amino acids. Gene Ontology annotation, biological process: signal transduction. Gene Ontology annotation, cellular component: cytoplasm.
AUGAGUACUUUAAUGAGUGAAAGACAAAAACAAAUAUAUAGAGCUCAAGUAUAUGAAUGGGGGGGUAUGUAUGAUAAAAUGAUGGAGGCUAUCCAAUCUAUAAUAACAAUAGCUGAAUUUGAAAAAAGUGAAUUAGAAGAAGUUGAAAGACAAUUACUAUCUUCUUGUAUUAAGCAUAAAGUAAAUAGUACUAGGAAUAGUUUUAGAAAAAUUAUAGAGGAAAAGUUAAUACAAUCAAAAGCCAAAAAUGAAAUGCAGAUAUCCUGUUGUGAUGAUUACAUAAAAAUAUUAAAAAAGAGAUUACAAACAUUUCUAAAUUCUAUAGAUACAAUUAUAGAUAGAUUUAUAAUUAAUUCUGAUAGAGGUGAAUUAUAUAAGGCAAAACUUAUUGCUGACAAUGCACGAUAUAGAUUGGAAAUCGACAUUAAAACAUGUGAAGAUGUUAAAAAACUUUACGAAGAUGCAUAUAAGUUGUCUCAAGACUUUUCAGAUCCUUCUGAUGCUCUUGUAUUAAGUGUUGUAUUAAAUUUUGCUGUCUUUUUAGCCGAAAGAUGCAAUGAUAUUGCUCGAGCUAAGAAUAUUGCAAAAUUAGCUUGCAAGAAUUUUGAUGAGACCAUAAAAAAAUUUGACAAAUUAGGGGAUAAAAGUAAAAUUUCUGAAGCCACUUUAAAGACUUUGGAAACUCUUAAAGAACACAUAAAUACGUGGAUUUGA